Baudoinia panamericana UAMH 10762 is the source of this 1767-nucleotide messenger RNA. RefSeq lists its product as uncharacterized. Gene Ontology annotation, molecular function: phosphatidylinositol binding. The transcript has 3 exons. NCBI's taxonomy places the organism in Eukaryota, Fungi, Ascomycota, Dothideomycetes, Mycosphaerellales, Teratosphaeriaceae. The annotation marks the transcript as partial. The record is from RefSeq and is a predicted model, not a curated record.
ACCACCUCCGCACCGCUUACUGACGAGCAAACGCACGCCCUCUUCGACAUCCUCACCCAUCACGAGACCUACCAAGAGAUCCAAGACUUCAAAUACCCCGGCGCAGUCCGCCACUAUGGACCACCAUUCCAAGACGACAUUGGCACCUCUGACUCGCCCAUCCUGCAGAGUCUACUGUCGAAAUUCAUCCUCAAGUUGCCCGGCCUGCGAGACGUCAGCCCAGACUUCUGGAAGACGAGAGUAUCCGACUUGAUCGACGAGCUAGCACAAGCGGAGUUGAGCGAGAGCUAUGACAAGGGCUUACUGGGUGUGCGGAAGACAUUGGCUACCGCCAUAUCGGCUCUGAUCGAGUACCCGGCCAGAGGCUGCCUCGCGGGAGUCAGUAAGAGUGAAGGGGCGAAGAAAGACUACAACAAGGACGAUCCCGAUGAUGUUAUUCGAGCAUGGCAUGAUGCGUUACAAGAGGUCGUGUACGGCGACUUGACGGAUACCUUGUUCGCCAAGGCAGCGGAGACGGAUGACCUGACCAAGCAUCCCACCCUGGUGCAGGCAAUGCAUGAGUUUGUGAUUGUGAACAUAGCGUCGUUGUUGCAUUACACGCUUAUACUCUCGCCCGAGGGCCCGACGCUGUUACGGAUGCUUCAGAGCGUACAUCGUCUGAUCCCAUAUAUGGCCGUACGACAAGCUCUCAAGAUCGGCAACGUCGCCAGCAUGCUUGGCGCCAUCAUGAAGAUUGUUCUUGCAAAGGCUAGUGUAGGCAGUCUUACCAAUUGGGUUGGCAUCACGUCGGGCGCAGACGAGGGCAUGAACCUUCUACAGCAAAUCAUCAGCCAAGUACUCGGCUGGGAUAAGCGCGAGCUCAAAAAGCGUGCAGAAAAGAUCGAGAGCUCCAAAGAUGCUCCGCCGAAAGAGGUCAUCUCCGAGCUCAAGUCCUGGAUAUCCUCGCGCUCACGAGAAGAACACGAAGAAUGCCGGCGGCAGAGCAAAGAUCAAGGCAUGUCGAUUGUCACUGUGAUCAUGGCCACCAGCUCGCACUCCGUCGAAAUGACCGAAAUCCAGCACUCGAAUGCACUGGAAUACCUCGCUCUACACCUCGGCGCCCGCGACCGCGACGAGAUCGUACGAGUCUUGUGCCGCCGCUCACCAGACCAUCUCAGCGCCCUCGUCCGCGAAGGCGUGGACGCAUACACCCCCAUGAUCCGCAACGUCCACCAAGCCGUCAACCUCUCCGACACCGUGUGGGACUUUGAGCGUUUCGUCACAGACAUGCUGAAGAUGUCGAAACCGUCGGGAGCCAAAGGCGAAGAGAAACCCCCCAGCGUGGAGAACUACGUCGACCUUCUCCACCGCCAUCAAAGCUGCAGUCACAAAUUCAUCCACCAAGUGGCGAAGAAUGGUAAAGAGGUCACGGCAUGGUGGAAAGAAUACGUUCACCUCGCCGCCGCGCAAUUCAAGCGCGACGUCAAACCCCCACCCACCGAGGCUGUCGUGCCGGAACAUGCUGCAGCAGGCGGCGCGCAGAAAGCAAUCGUCUCCGCUUUCUCCGACCUCUCCAAAGACGACCAGGAAUCCGUCCGAAAGGAGCUAGAUACCUGGGCGAAAUAUCUCCGCGACCUGCACGCCGCAUCCGCCUCCCGCGUCCGUGCCGUCAUCAAACGCACGGGCUCUACACCGUACGGUCCGGGAGCCUAUCUGGCGAGGUGGCAGCAUUUGCUCGAUACGACCGUUAUUACCCCUGGACAACCGAAGGGGCCGGUCCGGUAUGGG